Suillus discolor is the source of this 897-nucleotide messenger RNA. RefSeq lists its product as uncharacterized. The coding region runs from base 1 to 897 and encodes 298 amino acids. The transcript is spliced from 2 exons. The record is from RefSeq and is a predicted model, not a curated record. Lineage: Eukaryota; Fungi; Basidiomycota; Agaricomycetes; Boletales; Suillaceae.
AUGGUGGCCAAGAUCUUCUGGGGAGAGGCAAGUCGCACUAGUGAGCCGGACAUCUUGAACAAGGUCAGGGAGAUUGCUGAGGUGCACGAUACUGUAAAAGACCAUAUCCCCGAACUACUCUGGCACCACAGGUUCAUGAAUCCCACGUCCGCCAUCCGAGAAGCGCUCGGUGUUCCUGAACCCACUACGGGAAGUCGCGUGCUCUACAUUCUUGUAUUCCGCAAGCUUCUCCCCAUCACGAAGCUUCAGGGAAAAGAGCUUUUCGACGUCUGGCGUCAGUGUAUCUCAUGCCACCUUACUCUGUGGAAGAAAGGGAUCUAUCAUCGAGAUGUCAGCCCUGGCAACCUAAUGUGGUACUGGAAAGACGGGAAGCGGAUUGGUGUCUUAAACGACUAUGAUCUAUCCUCGUUGGCCAAUGGCCAAGGUCCUCAGGGUAACGAGCGCACGGGCACGGUGCCGUUCAUGGCGCGCGAGCUUCUUACCGAAGAUGAUCAACAAGGCAAAGUGAAACACUUAUAUCACCAUGAUCUGGAGUCAUUCAUGUGGGUUUUUGCUUGGAUUUGCUUGCGUUACAGGGAGGGAGUCUUUCUACCACGAAGAUUACGCUCUUUCGACGAGUGGGCGACAUUAGGUGCCGUUGCAUGUGGCGAAAAGAAGUUAGUUCUUCUCAACAACAUGACAGCUUUCGCACCCUCGGACAUAGACCAAGUUAUAUGGGAGGUCCUUGUGAACUGUUUUGUGGUGCUUAAAAUGGAUGCCGACAACCGAUACUAUCAUCGCCUUAAACGGCCAUGGUCAGUUGAAUACCAGCAGCCCAACGCCGACUCGGAUCUCGAUGCUUUUCUAUCUAAAUUUACAAGUUUAGAGGGUUGGGCUAAGCUCAGCAAACCCGAGUAA